Molecule: messenger RNA, 1084 nt
Organism: Exaiptasia diaphana
Lineage: Eukaryota; Metazoa; Cnidaria; Anthozoa; Actiniaria; Aiptasiidae
Product: zinc metalloproteinase nas-15
Exons: 9
Coding region: 8-1009 (333 amino acids)
Biological process (GO): proteolysis
Molecular function (GO): metalloendopeptidase activity; zinc ion binding
Source: RefSeq, a predicted model, not a curated record
UUCCACAAUGGAGCUCCUAUUGGUAGUAUUGUAUCUGGCUUGUAGUGUAAAUUCACAAGCAAAUCCCGAUGAAAACAGAGGAAUCAAGGCAUCGAACGUCUUUGAGGGUGAUAUGAUUAUCAAUCCCAGCCAAAGRCUCGCAGCACAAUUGGGAGUCGAUAUCGACUCUUCCAUGACACGAGGCUCAAUAAAAACCAAGCAUUGGCCAGGAGGAGUUUUGGUAUACGACAUCGCACCACAACUCAAGGGAAAUUCCCAAGCAAUGGACGCCAUUCGAAAAGGAAUGAAAAUGUGGUCAGACAAUACUUGCAUUCAAUUCAAACAAAGAACAUCUGAGUCAGCGUACGUGUAUAUGCAUAUUGGACAAGGGUGUUCUUCUGAAGUUGGAACACAAAACAGGUUACAGUAUCUUAGUCUUGCGUCUGGUUGCUGGACACCUGGAAUAGUGGCUCACGAGUUAGGUCACGCUUUAGGAUUUUAUCAUGAGCAGUCUCGUCCAGAUCGCGACAAUUACGUCACCAUUUACUGGAACAACAUUCAGAAAAACAUGAGAUACAACUUUGACAAGUACCCACGAUCGACCAUYGACUCACUGAACACAGCAUAUGACUACGCUAGUAUAAUGCACUAUGGCCCAACAGCAUUCGGCAUCAACUUUAAAGUUACGCUUGCACCUAAACGGCAAGGGGUCACGAUUGGUCAGCGUAACUAUGUCAGCAAAAUCGAUAUCCAGCAAAUGAAUCUUCUGUAUAGAUGUAGCGGUGGUGGUGGUGGAGGAGGCGGUGGUUCGUCAGUUUGUGCAGACAACGAUAAGAAUUGUGCGUACUGGGCAAGCAUUGGAGAGUGUUCAAAAAACCCUUCUUACAUGUUUGUCAACUGCAAGAAAAGCUGUAACCAAUGUUGCAUUGACACUGACAAGAACUGCAGUUACUGGGCAGGAAUCGGCGAGUGCCAAAAGAACRCAACAUGGAUGCUUGCCAACUGUAAGAAAAGCUGCAAGCAGUGCUAAAGCGGUUUCCUAAUUACAUAAAUGACAUGUAAUAAGUGUGUAGUCAAUAAAGCAUGAUGUCAUUUUAUUGUGUCA